Molecule: messenger RNA, 1386 nt
Organism: Zingiber officinale
Lineage: Eukaryota; Viridiplantae; Streptophyta; Magnoliopsida; Zingiberales; Zingiberaceae
Product: protein FAR1-RELATED SEQUENCE 5-like
Exons: 3
Coding region: 1-1386 (461 amino acids)
Biological process (GO): regulation of DNA-templated transcription
Molecular function (GO): zinc ion binding
Source: RefSeq, a predicted model, not a curated record
AUGCCUAAAGGUCCACCAAGUGUUAUCAUCACUGAUCAGGACCCUGCUAUGACAAAAGCAAUUGCACAAGUGUUCCCUCAAACAGUGCAUCGGUAUUGUUUAUGGCACAUACUGAAUAAAUUUCCAAAAAAAUUAAAUCCUUUGACUUUUCAAAACCAUUAUCAAAGCUUAAAGAAUGUCAUUGCAAAUUCUACAACACCUGAUGAUUUUGAAAAGUCAUGGGAAGAAGCUAUCAAGUCUGCUAACUUAGAGAAUAAUGAUUGGUUAUCGUUGAUGUAUGAAUUACGACACAAAUGGGUGCCAGUAUAUUUUAGACAUUUAUUUUGUGCUGGAAUGUCAAGUAGUCAAAUAUCUGAAGACUCACAUGCAUUUUUCAAGAGAUAUGUCUCAAAUAAGAACUCACUGAUGUAUUUUAUCACCCGUUUUAAUAGAGCACUGAGACAUCAAAGACAUAAUGAGUUAGUUGCUGACCAUAUUGACAUGAAUGAGCAUCCGAAAAUUAAGACAAAUUGGCCAAUGGAAACUCAAAUGGUUAAGUUGUACACAAAAAAGAAAUGGCUGGAGUUUCAAAGUGAAAUGAGCGAGAGUCAUGGUUAUUAUGUGCAGCAAGUAUUUACAGAAGUUCACUCAGUGGUUUACCAUGUGAUGAAAUUUCAAAGUUCUUCUUCCUCCAAACCAAGGGUACUUAUGCAUGACAAGCAAAGAGAUUACAUAUCAUGUAGUUGCACAAAAUUUGAUUUUGAGGGCAUUCCAUGCAGACAUAUGCUAGCUUUUUUCCGUAUCAACCAAGUGUUUCAUUUGCCUGAUACAUAUAUACUCAAACGAUGGACACGAGAUGCAAAAAUUAGAGCAAUAUAUGCUUUGGGGGAGCAAAAUUACAUUAAUGAUCCAGAUCCAGAAAGGUGUUUGAUGUCUAGACACUCAAGGUUAUCUUAUAAAGCUUCAAUAUUAAAUGAUGAUGCAUCUUUGACUAAUGAGGGGACAACCUUUUUGGAUGAACAAUUUGAUUCUAUCUACAAUAAAAUUCAAGAGAUGAAUAUUAGUAGAACAUGCAAUGAUAGAAGUCAAAAGAAGAAAUCUGUGGAUGAGGGCUUUGGUAUUAUUGAUCCUUCUUCAGUCAGAACAAAGGGAUGUGGGAAGAGAUUGAAAUCAUCAAAGGAGAAAUCAACCUCAAAUUCCAGGCUAUGUCGUGGAUGCGGACAUCGAGGAGUGUCACAUGACAAGCGCAAUUGUCCAACUUUGCAACAAGGGGGAUCGACUGAAGAUACUAAUCAUAACAUUGUUGACGACAUGUAUGAACCAGAUUUGACUUCUAUAUCAGGUUCUAACAACAUGCAUUGGUAUUCAUCUAUUUCCUUUAUUUGUAUGUUUGAUUUAGUGCACUAG